AUGAUUUGCCUUUUUGAUUCAUUUUCUAGAGAGGAUUUACUGAAGAAACGGGGUCAGAGACGUCCUUCUGCAACUUAUCCGUCAGUCCCAGUUAAAGACGAUCCCCUGACUAAUGGCCGACUAGGAAAGACCGGGGAGCCCCCCACAAACAGCCCCCCAAACUCUGCACUGCAACUGGGCAAAGAAUUUUCUGCCAAAUUAUUGGUCACCUCUUCCAAUAACUCUGCACCCAGGAGCCCCUCACUCACUUCCAUUACUAAGCAACAGCACAGCUCUGCGGAGGAGGGAGCAGAGAGCACAGCCGACCCCUACAGAGACUUCAGGAUGAAACUCUCCUUAGGGACAGAACAGGAGAAACCUCAAAAGCCAAAGAAGAGAGAAGAUUUAUCUACCUCCAGUAGGAAGUCAUACACGUCGACACGGGAGGACGGCGAGGACGAUCUUUGGCUGGAUGACGUGGAAGAGGAUUUGCUCUCGGUUGAUGCUGCCCGGACGCCAUCUUUUCUUGGGAGAAGUAAAGUGCAUCUGGAAGGAAAACCUAUUGAUUUGCAACAAGCGACAGACAUGAAGAAGCUUCUCUUCGGGUCGGCUCUUUGCUGCUUCAGCCCAGAAUGGAAAAGUCAGAGCUUCACAUUCAGUAACACCAAGAAGCUGAAGUACGGCAUCGUACAGAAAAAGGGCGGUCCCUGCGGGGUCCUGGCUGCGGUCCAGGCUUGUGUGCUGAAGCAUCUCCUCUUCGGGAUGGAGUCCGACACCAGUCGCCCUCUGCAGCCGUCAGACACUGACCGGACAAGCUGCCUGUGUAAAGCCCUCGCUGACGUCUUGUGGCGCGCCGGAAACGGCAAUGAAGCCGUGGUCACACUGUCGUCUGGAAGGCAGCAGUUCAGUCCAGCUGGAAGGUAUAAAGCCGAUGGGAUCCUAGAAAGUCUCAUCCUGUACAGCUUCACAACAUACGAGGAUCUGGUGACCUUCCUGCAGCAGAACAUUAGUCAGUUUGAGCUCGGUCCCUUAGGGUGCAUCCUCCUUACCGUAUCUGUCGUCUUCUCCAGAACGCUUGAACUGGUUCAGAAGGAUUUUGACGUCCCAACGAACUGUCUUAUUGGUGCCCACGCCUACUGUACCCAGGAACUGGUGAAUCUCAUACUGGGCGGCAGAGCCGUGUCUAACGUUUUCAAUGACGUGAUGGAGCUGGACUCCGGGAAUGGGAACAUAACGGUUCUGAAAGGGAUCUCCUGCCGCAGCGACAUCGGAUUCCUGUCCCUGUUUGAACAUUACAACGUGUGUCAAGUCGGCUCCUAUCUGAAGACCCCGAAGUAUCCGAUCUGGGUGGUCUGCAGCGAAAGUCACUUCAGCGUCCUGUUUUGCUUGAAAAAAGAGCUGAUGAGCGACUGGAAAGCUGAACGCAGAUUUGACCUUUACUAUUACGAUGGGCUGGCCAACCAGCAGGAGGAGAUCCGCCUCACUGUGGACACAUCUGGUACCUUCGUAGAAGAUGAAGACAACGAUCUUGUUCCGCCCCUUGAAUUUUGUAUCAGGACCAAGUGGAAAGGGGCGGUGGUGGACUGGAACGGUACGGACCCCAUCCUAUAACCCCCAUCUGGUAUCCAGGGAACGAUCGGCCAUUGCACCGCAGCCCUGAGGACGGUCACCUCAGAUGAUUCCCAGUGCCAGGCAGACGCUCACAUGGCAUUUCCUCAGGAGACGCUGACGCGCUUGGCAAUUGUUUUUUUUUUUUUUUCAUGUAAAAGAUCCUAUUGUACGAGGCCAGCAGUAAAGAAGUCUGUGGAGCCAUAAAACACACACUCAUCCCAUAAUAGAGGUUAUUCAGAGGAUGCCACCAUCUAUAGGACACCGCGAUAAAAAAAAAAAGGUCGGCAUUUUACAGGAUAUUAGAAGAAUGUUCGCGGAUGUAGCAGAGCUGACGUUAACUCCUUUGGACUUCUUUGUUUAUGCAUCUUGAGGACAUAAAAUUUAUAUAUAUCCGAAUCUGCAGUCCUAUGUAAAAACAAAGAUUAGGAUAUGGCUACUGCAGGUCGUGCGACAUGACCCCCCAGAGCUCUGCUGCAUCUGCUUUAGUGUUUGUUACUCCUUGGAUUGUAGUUGUGGCUUGGAAGUGUUACCGUAAGUGUCUAUAAAAAUCUGAUUAUCCUCAGGAAAUAUUUAGCACAUUAAAGGAGUACUCCAUAAUAGAAAAAUUGUCCUCCAUACUGCCGGCAGUAAAAAAAAUAGAGAUACAUACC
Hyla sarda is the source of this 2240-nucleotide messenger RNA. RefSeq names its product MINDY lysine 48 deubiquitinase 4 (gene MINDY4). Gene Ontology annotation, biological process: protein K48-linked deubiquitination. NCBI's taxonomy places the organism in Eukaryota, Metazoa, Chordata, Amphibia, Anura, Hylidae. The record is from RefSeq and is a predicted model, not a curated record. The transcript has 15 exons. Gene Ontology annotation, molecular function: cysteine-type deubiquitinase activity; K48-linked deubiquitinase activity. The coding region runs from base 1 to 1590 and encodes 529 amino acids.